Molecule: messenger RNA, 2715 nt
Organism: Acanthoscelides obtectus
Lineage: Eukaryota; Metazoa; Arthropoda; Insecta; Coleoptera; Chrysomelidae
Source: the annotation of a GenBank genome assembly
CAUUUAUUAGCUACAGUAUAUAUAUCGUGCUAAAUUUCGUUCUGGAUAGUUUAACACGAUCAAACGUGGCGGUAGAUAUGACUUAGUGAUACAUAAAAGUACCCAAUAUCGUCAACUUACAUACAAUUUGGACUUAGAAGGUGUCGCAUUUUCAAGGCAUUUAGUGUAUUUGUUUUGCAGAAUAAGUUUCAGUAUCAUCGGAAGUCAGAAAGGAUCAAGGAAUAUGGUAGCGUUAAAUGAUAAUAACAAAAUGUCAAAGCAGACUUCAGGAUUCGAUAACUAUGCUUUUGAAAAGGAUUCGCAGGAAGAGCGAAAUAAACAGGAAUGCGUAGUAGAGGGCCCACCGGAAAAGGAAAAUGAACCGGAAACGUCGGAAGGUGUAUUGGAAGAGGAAAGUAAAUCUGAAAAAUCAGAAAUUAGCUUUUUGGUAGUGGAAGUUGAACAACCGGAUACAAGGGCAGUGGAAAUGCAAAGUAAACAAGAAACAUCAGAAGGUGAAAUAGAAAACGAACAGAAAAACUCGGAAAAGAUACCAUUGGGAAUAGUUGAAAAGAUCAGAAGACUGUUCAUUGGAUUUAGAAAAAUUGAGAAAGUAGAAAAUUUACCCGAAAGACCAGAAAAUCUAUCAGCGGAUGGAAAAGCUGCUGAGUUGGCGAAAAGUCCGCAAGUAGAAAUCAGUUUGGAAGACCCUGCGGAAGUAGAAAAUAAAUCGGAAAACACAUGGAAAGAGGGAAAUGGACCGGAAAGAUCAGAAGAAGGCCCAGUGGUUGCAGAAAAUAAUCUAGACAGGUCGCAGACGCAAAGAGCUCAAUGGGGUCGCGGUACAGAAUUUUUGAUGUCGUGCAUAGCCAUGUCCGUGGGCCUGGGAAACAUCUGGAGGUUCCCUUUUGCUGCGAAGAAAAAUGGAGGAGGUGCCUUUUUGAUACCGUAUCUAAUAGUUCUUAUUGUCAUUGGACGCCCAAUGUACUACAUGGAGAUGUCCAUCGGACAAUUUACCAGUAAAGGGAACUGCAAGAUGUUCAGCAAACUCUCACCAAUGUUCAGGGCUAUUGGAUAUGGUCAAGUGAUUGGAGCAUUCUCGGUGGCCACCUACUAUUGCAGUAUCAUGGCUGUAACAUUGUACUACCUAUUCGCUUCUUUUACCUCUGAAUUCCCAUGGUCAACAUGUAACGAGUCUUGGAUUAACUACACCGAAAAGAAUGGAGAAGUAUGUAUCGACAAAAACACUAAUCCGUUUGACCAGACGUUGACGAAGACUAUAAGUUCAUCUGAAUUAUUUUUUAGUAUCGUUCCCUCCAAAUCCCCUUUUUUCAGAAUUGACGUACUGAAGCAGAAAGACGAUAUCAGCGACGGCAUUGGGAUCCCGGACUUGAAGCUCACACUUUUUCUGGUUCUAGCAUGGCUGAUCACAUUUAUUCUAUCAGUGAGGGGCAUCAAGAGUUCCGGGAAAGCCUCCUACUUCUUAGCAAUAUUCCCUUAUGUUAUCUUGAUUGUCUUGCUCAUAAAAGCGCUUACCUUGGAAGGGGCUACAGAUGGAAUACUCUAUUUUAUAGAAACGGAUUGGACGAAGCUUUUGGAAGCACAGGUAUGGUACGCAGCUGUAACCCAGUGCUUCUUCUCUCUAAAUGUGGGAUUUGGAACGAUUAUAAUGCUCUCGUCCUACAACAGUUUCAACCACAACAUUAAUAGGGAUGCUUUGAUCAUAACAACUUUGGAUACGUUCACCUCCUUGUUAUCUGGUGUAACCAUCUUUGGAAUAUUAGGAAGCCUAGCUCACGAAAUGAAUGUUGAACCCAGUGAAGUUAUUUCACAUGCGGAUGGAACUAGCUUAGCUUUCAUUUCGUACCCUGAAGCUAUUUCCAAAUUUACUGCUGUACCAUGGCUAUUUGCCAUCAUGUUCUUCUUCAUGUUGUUCAUCCUUGGACUAGGAAGUUUGCAGGCAUUACAAGGUACUCUUAAUACUGCCGUCAAAGAUGCCUUCCCUACUAUCGCUAUGUGGAAAAUAUCCGCAUGCACAGCUACACUCUGCUUGCUCAUCGGAUUACUCUACAUGACACCAGCAGGACAAUAUAUUCUGGACCUGGCUGACCAUUUUGGAGGCACAUUUAUAAUUUAUACCUUUGCCAUUCUUGAGGUCAUCGUCAUUUGUUGGUUAUAUGGUGUUGAGAAUAUAUGUAUCGACAUAGAAUUCAUGACAAAGAAAAAGGUGGGGAUAUACUGGAGAGUCUGCUGGGCAAUACUGAUGCCUGUCUUGUUGAUUCUUAUUUAUAUUUACUUCAUCUUCACGCAGAAGCCUCUUGUAUAUGGUGAUAAUAAGUCAUACCCAAUAGAAUUGCAAGUCUUUGGAUGGAGCAUUCUUGGUAUUGGAGUACUCCAAAUGUUCUUCUGGAUCGGUUAUUAUCUUUACGCAAACCGAAGGUUUUCUGCCAAAGAGAUGUUGAGAAGGACAUUUUCAACAGAACAUUGGGGACCUGAUAGCAAGGAAAGAACAGAGGAAUGGAAACGAUACAAAGAAGCCUUGAUAAGGGAGAGAGAACCGAUAAAAGGAAACUGGUUUAAAAGGAAAGUCGCGGUACUCGUGGGAAGAUAAUUUUUUUAACAAUACUUAUAUUAGUCUGUGAUAAUCGCAAUAGCAUGAAAAUUCACUUAAGGGAAUUUCAUUAUUCUCAAAUUGGCUAAUAUAAAUUAUUACGAGUGCUAUAGUAUUUUUGUGUU